UAUAUCUACUAUUUCGAGCAAAUAUAAAUACCCAUAUAUAUUAAACGAGAAUAAUCAACAUUAAGAGUACAAAAAUAUUUGACAAAAGUUCUUGCUUCAAGUAGAACAACAAUAAACAAUUGUCCUUAUGAACUACGUUGUUUUGACGUUGGUAAUAACCGGUGAAAAAAGCCCGGUAUAACUUGCAGAGGAGAUUUGUUACGGGUUAUUCGUACAUUGAAUACGGUGAUAGUAUUAUUUGAAUCGCACAGUUGUGAUAUUCUGUAAUCCAAUCAUGCCAAUAAUAGGCGGUUCGAAAUUGUUGAAAUUUGCAAGACUAACCGAUAAAGCUUACGCACCUACAAAAGGAUCAAAGGUUGCUGCAGGCUAUGAUCUAAGAAGUGCCUAUGAGUAUGUUGUACCAGCACAUGGCAAAGAAUUAAUUAAAACUGACAUACAAGUUGAAGUUCCCGAAGGCACAUAUGGAAGAGUUGCACCACGAUCAGGGCUAGCAUGGAAAAAUCACAUCGAUGUAGGUGCUGGUGUCAUUGAUGCAGACUAUCGCGAGGAAAAUGUGUGGAAGCUGUGUCAGGACGUAGCUACGAGACACGGAUCGGAAAUAAGUCAUUGCUAUGUUGCUUUCGUGAGCAACCCCUGGCGUAGCGUACCUCUAUGGCGGCAACGGGCAGGAAAGGACGAGGACAAGCUCGUAGUUUGGGACUUCCACGUAUUCUUUAUCUACGCACCCGACGAAAGGGCGGUCGUAUACGAUUUAGAUAGCGUGUUGCCAUUUCCUACGCAUUUCUGGAAGUACGCGAUGGAAACGUUUAGAUCGGAAGAAGUGGUGUCGCCAGAAUAUCAUAGAAGAUUCAGAGUGUUGCCAGCCAGCGUGUACUUGCGGGAGUUCGCGUCGGAUCGGCAUCACAUGAAACGAGAGGAUGGCACAUGGAUCAAGACGCCGCCGGAUCAUCCUCCGAUAUCAACACCAAGGAGCAAGGAUAACUUGGAUACCUUUAUUAACAUGGAUCCAGGGACCGGGUUUGGGGUGGUGUUGACGUUAGAGCAAUUAUUCGAUCGGUUUCAUAGGCCGAUCGCGAACCCAUCGGUCACCAGUUCACCUCAGCCACAACCGACACCGACAUAAGCACACAGCUAAGUAAGUUUCGCAGGGUAACGAUCGUUCGUUUCAAUUUCAAAUGUCAAAAUGAAUUUAAUGGCCUAAGGGAAUUCGUAGGCGCGUGUACCUUCGCGAGCGGACGUGUUGGGUCAUAAUUGGACAAUUAUGUUUAUUUAAUCGUUGAACAUCGUCUGAAAAUCGCAACUGCGUUUUCCAUGUACCAGCAAACGUAUAGUGGAGCCGAUAGAUUAUUUAUCGAACGUUAGCGAUGGGACCGAGGCGUGUUUAGAUACCAUCGGUGUAUUGGACGUUAUAAAUUGAUUCUUUUGCGUCGCAAAACCAUCGAGUAGAAUUAUUGCGAACGGUUUGAGGCUUAUCGAGACAUGAUGAGCGUUGUAUCGAUACGUAUCGACUGUUUCAACUUUGCGUAACUGCUUGCAAUUUUAAAUAGAAUUAUAAGUGAACGAUUGCAACGUGGUCAUCUUCAAUCUACAAUUGAUACAUUGACUGUUAUGACGGUUAUCACUAACAACCAUCUUAAACCAACAACGAGUUUCGAAAUCGUUUACAUUGAACGGGUUCUAAUACUUUUAAUUUUAAUACUAAAAUUUUAAAUAUCGCUUCUACUGUCAGAAAUCGUCGAAUUAUCGUAAAUUUUUGUUUUCAUAAACUUGAUCAAAUGUCGAUGAAUCCUUUAGAUUUGCGAAACUGACGUGGCAGUCAACGUGUUAACGAGUGUCAAUUGUUCAGCGGAAUCAUACUGUGGAAGCAACGUUUUAUUGAAAUUAUUAUUUAGACAAACGUUUAUUGGAAGCAGAGCUGUAAAUUCUUAAUUACCAUUACGUAAUGAUUACUUUGACCAAGUAAUAAAAUAGUUGCCAUUACAAUUACUCAUUGGAGUUACUUAACUACUACCAGUAAUCCAAUUACUUUCUAAUGACUACUUAUAACUGUCUAGAAAGUAAUUAAAAGGUGUCUCAAAUCUAAAGUAGUUGAAAAUACCUAAAAGUAAUUAAAAAGUAGUUGUAAUUUAAUUACCUUUUAAUUAUUUUUAGGUAUUUUUUACUACUUUAGAUUUGCGAUAGCUUUUAAUUAGUUCCUGAAUACUUGUAAGUAAUUAUUAAAAAGUAAUUCAAUUACUCAGUAAUUAAGAAUAAGGUAUUGCAUAAUUACUAAAAACAAAGUAAUCAAGAAUUAGUUAAAUAACUAUUUCCUAAUUCAAAAGCAAUUAUUUCAAAUUGUAAUGGGUACAAAAGUAAUCAUUACUUUACAGCUCUAAUUGGAAGUUAUUCUUACACUCUCCAGCUGUGAUAUUAGAUCAGCUUACAUCGUUGUUUCCUCAAAGUCUUUGUUAUACCGAUACUUGAUGUCUGCAUUUUAUCAAUGGUACAAAAUGUGUAAAAUAUAGUCUCGCUGAAACACCAACGACUACUUGUUCUGAUUGAAAUGAUACGUAUCUGUAUCAACAAUCAUGUCAUCGGAUUGGUCCUAUUGCUACCGAGCAUUCCUGAUUUCGAUGCAUCCUGUUUCGUAUCGCAGUUAACGUUUGCUUCUUACUUUUUGCGUGCCUCGUUCUUGCCACCGAUUACAUAAUCGUAAGACAGAUUAAUAAUCGCUCCAAUUUACAGUGAAGUCUCCAUAAAUGCACAAGCUCGGGGACUGACCUUGUGCAAUUAUCGUAGAGUUCGUAUAUUCUCGUUUGCCGACGAGCUUCGAACGUAGAGGACAGCGAAUAAAGAAGAGAACGGAGCGAAAACACUGAGGUAUGUCGGUGAGACAAUUUAAUGCAACGGUGAAACUUUUUUAUAAUUAAGUUUUUGUCGUAAAACUGUUACCAUUACAUUCCUCACAUUUUUCUGAUUAAAAUGAGACCAAACACGAUAUAAUUCGGAUGAUGUUUACCAUGCAUCUUUUUUUAGUUAGUGUUCUACGAUAUAUGCACAGAUACAUGAUACAUAAUGAGUUGUUACAAGUAAAUAUGGUGCGAAUUACGUCGUGUUUGGUCUCAUUUUAAUCAGAAAGAUGUCAGGAAUAUGAUGGUAAAAGUUUCACGACAAAAAAGUUGGUAAUAAAAAAGUUUCACCGUUGCAUUAAAUUGUCUCACCGAGUAAUCCGAUUCCAGAUCAUGUUUACACUGCUGUGAGCCCUUAAGAGGUAUACCCACUAGUACCGGAGCUGCUUUCUGUGCAUUUAUGGCAGAGAAAUUUGUGCAUUUGUGGAGACCUUGUUGCAUUCACUCAUCGUUGAGCGUCGCGUACGAGUUUAUUACAGUCGAGCGUCGCGUACGAGUUUAUUAUCGUCGAGCGCUUCGAUUCCGGUGCAACGCGUUUCAAAAUUUUGUAUUCUGUUAAAAAUGAACAUUUAGAUGUAUCGUUAUAGAAAGAACAAGAAUCGCGUUGUUAACGCCGUUGCGCGAGCUCGCUGUCGAGCGAUUUAGCGUGCAGUGAUCGUGCUGUGCUUUUUUUCAGUAUAAAUUGCGUUCGUUGAAGAAUUCGGCAAACACAUUUUAUUAUAAACGAUCCGCUCGAACGCGUAAACGAUGUUCGCCGAAUACUUCACCGGACAUCCCGUAUCUCGAUAAGUAUUUUUGCCCCGUUGCAUUUUCUAGGCUAUGCUGAAAUAAUGUUUGUUUCCUCCCUUUUGAAGUCUUUUUUGCAGAGCGUUUCGCGGAGACCCUCGUCUCCGCUGUGUGCUACCACGUUACGAUCGGCCAUGUUUCAAGUUUUGAGCCGGUGGCCGAUAUAAGUGUCCUCGUCUUUGUACGUUUCGAACCAUGCAAAUGAAUCUCUGUCACGGCUUCGCUCUAUCGAUGGUAUUGUAUCGUUAUAAUUAUUGUGUCAAAGACUGAUCGUAUUUACGGACAAAUUCCAACGCUCGACGGGAAGUCCCCUCCGAUUGAUGCAUAAACUUAGGUGCGUGUAUCUAUUGAAGCGCGUCCGGGCACAGACGCGACCGAAAGCGCUUAUUAUUAUUGUGCGAUCGAUAUGGUAAGGGCGAAAGCUCGAUCUUUGUGAGAUAUAAUGUAAUUAUUACGAUUAUUGUAAUUCUUGUGAUACUUUACACUUUCUACUUUGAAUACCUACAAGCUAUACUUGUCUACUGUUUGUACUAUAUAUAUAUAUAUAAAAAAAAUCGAUUCUUAACGACCGUGCGUUCGUUUGUCGACGCGAAUAUCCCCUCGAUGAUGUUAGAUGAUGUUAGAUGAGUAUGGAGAAAUCGGGAUUCGAUCCGAAUUCAUACGGGAUUGCAUCCCCACACGACCAAUUCUCUACAUCGAAAAAUCGUCUUCGAGUCAACGAAUGCGUGUAUACCUUAUAUCCCGAAUAUCGACAACGAAAACUUGAAAUGAUAAUUGUAGUGCUUUCGUUUCUUUUUCCCUUUCUUUUCGAUUACACUUACUUUAUGUCAGUGUAUCUAGGGUUAAAAAAAUCUGUUGUAAUUUGAAAUGAUUAUUGUAGCGCUUUCAUUUGUUUUUCCUUUCUCUUCACUUACUUUGUAUUAGCUG
Messenger RNA from Hylaeus volcanicus, 4601 nucleotides. Its product is annotated as protein N-terminal glutamine amidohydrolase-like. Gene Ontology annotation, cellular component: nucleus; cytosol. The coding region runs from base 275 to 1123 and encodes 282 amino acids. The record is from RefSeq and is a predicted model, not a curated record. The transcript has 5 exons. Lineage: Eukaryota; Metazoa; Arthropoda; Insecta; Hymenoptera; Colletidae. Gene Ontology annotation, molecular function: protein-N-terminal glutamine amidohydrolase activity; protein-N-terminal asparagine amidohydrolase activity.